AUGAUUAUUUCGCGUUUAUUUGCAACCAACGUUCAGAGCUAUUCCGACGUGGCUUUAAAAUCCGUGGUUCAGCUUUGGGUACGCAAGAACUCCAGGCUUGGUUCUCAUUGGCUGGUAUCUGCCAAUCGCAUUGAACUCUGUAGUGUGGCUUGGCACAGAGAACGCGACUCUGUAAGGAACUCAACUUUGCUUGCGCGCAUAUUUUAGUACAUGUGAUCGACAAGGCUCAGACCGAGGUUUUAGGUAUCUACAUGCUAUAAAGGGCAGACUCAAUCCAGGCUGCCGGAGGAUUAAUGUUAAAAUUGCCAAAAGCCCAAUACAACACGGCGGUUUCUGCAAAACAGUCUCGGGUUUGCACGCUUUGUACGGACCAUAGUCGCCCAAUGUUACAUUUACUGUGCUAAAAGGAAGUGGAGUUGAAUCAGUGUAACUCACACAUCAUUGAAUCGCUUUCAGGGAAGCUAAUUUCACACUAGUAGGAGGGCUUUAGAUAUGGCGAAGGAAGCAGUGAAUCAUAAACUGUAAUAGAGACUGGGAUGGUCAUUUUUUACAUUUUUAUUGUUGUCAAUCAGCCAUGCUGGAAUCCUGCAAAUCGAAAUCAUUUUCUUUCCAUUGAACAUUUGAAUCGGUGGCCCCAUCAAUUAAAAUAACCUGGAGAGCAUAGCACCCACAGGAUGUGCCCAAACUCAUGAUUGGUGAGUCCAAAAUAUGACUCGAUCAGUUGGCUGAAAGAAAUAACGCCCAAGAAGACGGUGUUUGGGUAAAUGUUUUCAACUAAUGUCUUAUUUUGGAGGUCUCGAUAGAAAUAAACCACAGAAAUUACCUAUUUUGGGCGGUUAAUUAAGAACCGUGAGAGCCGUGAUGAACUCACUGAAAUUUCAAGAGCGUCCUGUGGUUCAUUGGAGUCCACCGUGAUUAAAAACCUCGUUGCAAUUUUACAGAGAAACCAUUCUUAUGGUGCCCAGGAAAUACGGAAGCCUAGGAUUUCAUCUGCUAAUUCUAUACAACUUUCCUAGUCCCUGACCGACCAGUUACCAUAGAGCCUAAUGAAAACUUUUUUCCUGCCAUCAAAAUCCAACAAAAUCCUCUUUGCUUUAACCAAUCCCAUUUCGACUGAUAAAAAAUCGAAAGAACUACAUCGUAUUCUAGCGGAACAGGUUUCAGAUCUAUUUUCAAAAAUUGCACACUUAACCGUGCCAAACUUCAUUUUGACCCAACUGUGAUAAAAUCGGUGCCUCCGCGGGAUUCGAACCCACGACAGCAAGGGAAGGGCCUUAGUACAGCCGAUUCUCUAGCUCCCUGAGCUACGAGGCCUCAUAUAACUAUAAUUCCUGAAAGAUAUUUACUGCAAAGCGCAGCGUAUUCCCUUUUAUUUACUUAGCCAUUUUCAAGGGCAGACUUUACGAACUACCAAAGAUUGAGUGUACUCAUCUGACAUCAAUUUUCGCGUUAUCAGCAUUUCUGAUUUACUUUAAAGAAAAAUGCCACUUACAACCAAUGAACUAUAAAAUUCAAAUAUGUAUUUUGUAGUUAAUUUAAUUGGAGCUCGUUCGUUUUAGUCUGGCGUUUUUAGAUGCUGUAUUCUCUGCGGGUCCAGAGCCUAGUGGCUGGUAUGGACGGAGUUUCGACGCCGGUCGCAAAGACCCCUUGAGGGCGUGUUGGGGUUUAGCAAGCUCUUUGUUCUCUUAGGCGUCAAACGUACCUUAACAUAGCGGUUGCCCAUCUGGAAAGGACGCUUCCUGGACACUUUAUCAACGUCGUUUCGGAUCUGGAGGUUCAAAAGCUUGUCCUCCGCCAGCAACCCUAUAUCUGGUCCGUCGGAAGAAGACGCCCCAAGUUGCUUGCAUCUCAUAUUCCUACAUAGUGUCAGACUUAAAUGACGGAGGCUUGAUAGAUGGAUACCAUAUGCGAUCUAGUUGACGGGAGAGCAAGAAGCCUCGACCGACACUUUCGGCUUCUUUGAAGAUUCAGCGAUUUAGAGCUCACUCCCAAUUUCCCAUUUCCUGUGCUCUGGCCGCGGUCGAUGAUGGUAAUGAUGCCGGCGAUGAGGACGAUGAUACUGAUGGUGAUGAUGAUGAUGAUGAUGAUGAUGAUGAUGAUGAUGAUGAUGAUGAUGAUGAUGAUGAUGAUGAUGAUGAUGAUGAUGAUGAUGAUGAUGAUGAUGAUGAUGAUGAUGAUGAUGAUGAUAGCGGUGGUGGUGGUGGUAGUGAUGUUGGUAGAGUUUGGCUGAUGACGGCUGACAAGCCAAAAAUGGCCAUUCUGGUCUCUGUUGUCUUUAUCGAUAAUGUUCUUCUGCUCCUAUCACGCGUCGCUGUGUGGCUGCCGGCAGGGCUCGAGAGAAAGUGCCCCAGGGCACAAUGGUAGGAGUGGGUUUCGCAACUGAGUCGGGCGAGUCCCCCAAUCAUUGUUAAUAUACUCGAUCGCAGCCGACAGGACAACGAGUCCAUGGCUGGGUGGUUAGGGUGUUGGACUUCUAACCAGCGGACUAUGCGUGUGAGCUUUGGAGCUUGCAUGCCUCGGGGCUGGGUGCGGCUGGUCGAUGACAGCUAGUAAGCCAGAAAUUAUCGUUCCAGCCUCCUCUAUCUUUUCCGGGAAUGCCAUGAUGACGAUGGUGAUGACGCCGACGACGACGGCGACGGCGAUGAUGAUGGUGGUGCCUGUGGUGGUGGUGGUGGUGGUGGUGGUGGUGGUGGUGGUGGUGGUGGCAGACGAGGGUGA
This is a messenger RNA of Spirometra erinaceieuropaei, 2718 nucleotides long. Lineage: Eukaryota; Metazoa; Platyhelminthes; Cestoda; Diphyllobothriidea; Diphyllobothriidae. The record is from the annotation of a GenBank genome assembly.